Molecule: messenger RNA, 3210 nt
Organism: Polypterus senegalus (gray bichir)
Lineage: Eukaryota; Metazoa; Chordata; Cladistia; Polypteriformes; Polypteridae
Product: Fc receptor-like protein 2
Exons: 6
Coding region: 39-1076 (345 amino acids)
Source: RefSeq, a predicted model, not a curated record
UCUUGCUGUGCUCUGUCUGUGUUAACAUCAAGUGGAGAAUGCAGGCCUGUGAAUUUUAUCUGAUUAUUUGCCUCACUACUGGGUUGUCCUCAGCACAGUUUAAAGUACAAAUAAAGUUGUCACUGACACCGAAGGAGCCAAUAUACACUGGAGACACAGUGACUAUGGAGUGCAGAACACAAGGCAACAUUCCUGUCCAGCAAUGUUCCUGGUUCAAAAGGAGUGAGCCAAACAUGGACAAAGAGAUUGAAGGCAUCACCCAAGCCACUUACUUAAUACAGUCUGCAUCUCAGUCUGACAGCGGCGUGUAUUACUGUAAUAUUAAAAAUCCAUUUCAGUUCUUAGUUUCAAGCAAUCCUGUUACAUUGACAAUUCAAGAGAGGACAUCCAGACUGAGAAGAAUCUCCGGACAUAUGCUGGAAAGUGUAUUUGUUGGAGACCAAGUCCAUCUUCACUGUCAAGUAGAUGGUAACCCUAUAGGGUGGCAAUAUGAGCUACACAAGACUGGAGACAGACACCCUCAAAUAACACAAGUGGAUCAGAACUUCAUCAUUAGCCCGGUGACUUUCUCACAUAGUGGGGAGUACAGGUGCCGUGCCGGAAAAGGAGAUCUUUACUCGAAUUUCAGUGAUCCUAUUCAGUUACUCGUGUUAGAUCUCUCUGUGAUUUUGAUUUCAUCAUCUGGAAGCUCUGUGAAGGUGGGGUCUUCUUUUAGCCUUCAUUGCACAACAAUGGGCGCUGAAAGCUCCAACUCAGACUUCAUCUUCACCUUUCUAAAAGACAACAUCACUGUGAGGAAAAGCAGCAACUCUUCAGUGCUCCCCAUAGAGUACUUUGAAGAAACCCUCAGUGGGAACUACAUGUGCGCUGUGGAGUCACCAGGAGGGGGAAGAACUUACAGCAACAUGAUCAGCAUUCAGGUGGAAGAUUACUCAACUGAAAAUGGGAUUCGACUUGUAAUAUCAGCCUUGGUGUUGAUUUUGCUGAUGGUCCUUGUGAGCAGGUGUUUCUGGGUCAGAGUGCACCGAGCCGUCAGAUCCAGCAAGAGUGCACACAAUCUAAGACAAAGAGGAUGAGAAAGUUGUUUGGAUUCUGAAAUCAGACAAGUGAUGUGCCUGAUUUCUUCAGAGAGAAGACAUUGGGUUUAUUGUCCUGCAAAAAUAUAAGAUCUUGCUGAUGAGAUCUUCAACAUGUAAAGUGACUCUCGUAUAAAAGGCUUACAUUUACAGAUUUAGUACAGAAAAUUUGGGAUAUAAUUCUGCUGACAUCCUGAGCAGUUAAACUACAGAAACCGCUACCAGCAGACUGGAACGUCUGUCAUUAACAGUACAUUACACUUCUUUGGUUGUACAUUUACUUAUUUGGCUGAUGCUUUUAUCCAAGGCGAUUUACAUUUAUGAUACAAUUGGUGAAAUUCCUAUUUGUUUUUUCAAAUUGGAGCUCAGGCAGGACUAGUGGCUUGCUCAUGGUCACUCACUGUCAGUAGUGGUUUUUAAACCUAAAACCUUAGGAUAUGAAGUCCAAAGCCUUAACCACUACACCACACUGCCUGCUAAUCUGACAUCUACAGUACUUCUCACAUGCGUUAUUAUGUAAAUUAUCCAGAAUAAUAUUCAAGGAAAACAUUUCUUAAAAAAAACACUUGGGAAAUAAUGGAGCAAUUGCUUAGCAGUGUGACUGAGUAAAUCAUUGGAAAUCUUGUCUUAACAUUACCUUCCUCUUCAUCUUUUCCCACUUCUUUGUGGGGUUGAUAUGCUUGCUCAUCCUUCUCCAAACAGCUCGGUCCUGCACCUCCUCGGCAGUCAAACACGUUUCCUUCAGAUCUUCUUUUACGUUAACCAUCCACCUCUGCUCUGGUCUUCCUUGCUUUCUCUUACCCUGGACUUUCAUUCCCAUCACUCUUUAGUCCACAUAUUCAUUGUCUCUCCUCAUCACACAUCCAUAUGACUUCAUCCUACUUUCCUGUAUUUUCUUAGAUAUCUCCUCCAGUUUUGUUGUACCUCUGAUUGUCUCAUUUCUUAUUCUGUCCUUUUCUGUAACUCAAACACAUCCAUCUCUACAUUCUCAUUUCUGCCACAUCUAACUUCUUCUCCUGCACUCCCUUUACUGCUUAGCUCCAUUCAUCAUUGAAGGUCCUACUACUGUUCUAAAAACCUCACCUUUAACCUUCGUAAUACUCCUGCACCUUCUUCCAAUUGUUUGAUCCAAAAUGCACUCUACGGGUUAUCUCGGCAUCUAAUUCUCCAUCUUGGGCUAUCACUGAUCUUAGAUAUUUAAAUUGUCCACUUUUUUCAAUAGCUCUCCUUGUGUGAUAACGUUCUGAAUCAUGAUCAUCAUUAAACCUCAUAUAUUCUGUCUUCUUUCUGAUUAUCUUCAGUCCUUUAUCUUCCAAAGCCCUUCUCCAUUCUUUUAAGCCCCUCCGGACUUUCUCCUUUCUGGCAAAAAGCCUGCACCGGGGGAUCGUUCAUUUAUUCCACAACUUAUCACAUCCAUAACCACAUCAAAUAGGUGAAAACUUAAAGAAGUUUCCUGGUACAGACCUUCUCUAACUGGAAUCUUGUCUGUUAUCACCUUUUAACCCUGCUUCUCUCUGCCUCAUACAUCUCCUGGACAAUUUUCACAUACUUUUCUGGUUCUCCUUUCUUCUUCGUGCACCUCCAGACCUCGUGACAUGUCACUCUGUCAUAAGCCUUCUCCAAACCAAUAAAUGCCAUUUGCAAGCUUUUCUGUUUUUCUCGAUCCUUCUCUAAGAGUUGUCUCAAUGCAAAGACUGCAUCAGUUGCUCCUCUCCCUGGCACAAAACCAAACAGCUCCUCCCCUAUGGUGGUCUCUUGCCUAAGCCUUCUCUCUGUUACCCUUUUCUAUAUUUUCAUUGUGUGUGCCGCAAAAUUACCUUAUUUACAAAAAAUAAAUGGCAAUAGAAAAGCCCAAUCUUCUUCUUCUUCUAAUGUGCCUUGUUCGAUUCGAAGGCUGGUAACCACGGCUUCCCACUUCCCCUUAUCUUCUGCCUUUCUUUUGACUUUCUCCUAUUCUUUCUAUGCUGACCAUUGUUCACAUUCUUCUUUGUCUUUGUCUUACUUUGCCAUUGGUUUCAGCUAUUCUUCUUUCUGUCACUGUAUUAUCGUGAUAUUUCCCACUACUUACCCUUUACCUAGAGGUAAGUGUACUCAUCAGGUUUGUUACUGGGUUGGUCUACUGUUGGACCUUAAG